ACUUCUGCUCUCCUGCAUUUAAAACACAGCUGAAGUGUUUCCUGACUGAAGUAGGGUGAGAUCAGAGCUCCUGUGAUCAUGUGCUCCAGCCUCAGCAUGAAAACUCUACUUUGGUUCUAUCUCCUUGUGUGCUGUGUAGCUGCACAGAGUUUCACAGAGAAGUCGGUAGAUUUGGGACAGAAUGUGACUCUCAAGUGUGAAGUGGCUGUAAGUCAUGUGUACUGGUACCUGAUAAAGCCGUCAGAACCUCCUCUGUUUGUAUUACGCUCUUUCUCAAGGAAGAUGCAGACUCCAGAAUACAGUAACAGGACCCUCAGCAAGUCUUUCUCACUGAAACUCAACGGCACUUUAUAUAUACACAGGAUCAGUACUAAUGAAUUAGGUGUGUAUUAUUGUUUAAAUACAGCUUUACCUGCCAAGAUGAGCAGAGGAAUCAGACUUUACAUCCAGAACAACUCAGCUGAGUAUCAGAAUAAAAGUGACCGGCAAUUCUCGAUUCUCGUCGUAUUAGUAAUUCUGACUUGUGCUCUGGCUGUUGUAGCUACAGUUUUUACAGUUUUUUACUGCAGAAGACUUCCAAAACCUCAAGCACAAUCUCCAGUCCCUGGUGUACAGCUGCAUCAGGACGUUCCCAAUGUUGUGUACUCUGAGGUGCAGCACAAGGUGAUGAACAGACCCGUCAGGACAAGUGACCACAACACCACAUACGCUCGUAUAAGGCCCUCAAACCCGUGACCUGGAAUGACCCCACACAGCUCUUUUGCGACUUUGUGAUUCGCAAAUGAGUCGCAAAUGAGUCGUGUGUUUAUUUAGAUGAAUUGAUAAAUUUUUGGGGGGAUUUCUACAUGCUUCUUUGUUCAGUUCAUACAGAGGUCAAUUUGAAAGAUUCAUAUUACUGAAGUCCCUAGUGCAAAAAAAAAAAAAAAAAAACAUCAUUUAUUACAAAUACAGUAUAUUAACAUCUUCUAUAGUACACUGCAAAUAUCCUAACAAUUUUUAUUCGAACAUAUAUCGAAAGUAUAUGGACAUCACGCUUUUACCAAUCUUUGGAAUUAAACUUUAAACAUACUUCAUAAUUACAACUAAAUAACAAUUACAUAAUAAUUGCAUUAUAGUACACUUUCCAGAAAUAUAUUACAUAUAUUGAAAAUAAUCAUUCUAUCAAUAUACAGAAACCAUACAUUAGAAUAUGAUUCUAACAUAUUGUAAUCUUUUUAUAUUUCUUGUUAAAUUUUAAUGUGCUUAUUAAUAUUUGCUUACAUUUAGUGCACUACUCUCUUUCUGGUGCAUGCUCGUUUUUGAGCCCUGGAACUCACUUUUGCACUUUCAAGAUCAUUAAUGUGUGUUUGAUCUCUUGUGCGCGCUCAACAACAUAAAAAUACACUUGCUCGAACUGCAGCAGCGUUAGAACUCUGCCACAAUUCCAGCCAAUUAGAGAUUAGAGCAGGGUCAAUACCAGCCAAUCAGAAACUGGAGGCGGGACAUUUGCACAACCUGUUUCCAAUUCGCUUAGCAGUCUUCCACUUUUAAUUUGAAUGUAAUUGUUUUAUGGUUGCAUGCAUUAGUUAAUAUUGUUAUUAUCUUGUUUUCAUUGACGUAAGAUAAAUUUCAUGAUCUUUGUUAGGUACCUGUACUUGGAAAUUAAGUACAUCGUUUAAACUAUAGAAUGUUUUCUCUAAUGUGUUAGUGCUGAAUCUUUAUGUACGUCAGUUCUGAUAGGUACAUCACGCUCUGUAGCUUUUAGCAUGUUUUUAGAGUCCCUGCAUAACAGCUAGAAUCAACAUACCAGGUUUGAACUAAUACAGUAGAUUUUAUAUUGUUAUUUUUGUGACUUUGUGCAAAUUAAAUCUGUUGAACUCAUGA
Messenger RNA from Clarias gariepinus (North African catfish), 1863 nucleotides. RefSeq lists its product as uncharacterized. NCBI's taxonomy places the organism in Eukaryota, Metazoa, Chordata, Actinopteri, Siluriformes, Clariidae. Bases 79 to 735 code for a protein of 218 amino acids. The record is from RefSeq and is a predicted model, not a curated record. The transcript is spliced from 5 exons.